Molecule: messenger RNA, 638 nt
Organism: Lucilia cuprina (Australian sheep blowfly)
Lineage: Eukaryota; Metazoa; Arthropoda; Insecta; Diptera; Calliphoridae
Exons: 2
Coding region: 235-546 (103 amino acids)
Source: RefSeq, a predicted model, not a curated record
UUAAAUUCUUAAAAAAACAAUAACAAGGCAUAUCAUUAUACAUAUUGUGUGUAUAUAUCUUUUUUUAUAAGACAAAACCUAUGAACAAUAUAUUUUUUAUAAAAACAGCUGCUUUUUAAUUAUACUCCCACGUGAAAUAAAUAAGAAGAAACAUUAAUUUUGCUCUCAAUUUCAAAAGAGCACUGAAACAUUGAUCUACAAAUUUAAGAUCGCAGAAGAAAAAGAAACGAAAAAAUGAAAACACAAGAACUCCCGCAACAUGUCAAUAAUGACAGUUCUUGCAACAGCAGAGGAAGUAAUAGCAACUACAUGGCCUCAAACAAAACUACAAACGCCGGAGAAGGUGAAGAGGCAAAAGAACUGAUAAAUUAUAGCUCGAGCAGUACCGAGGGUUCAACUGCAUCGGCCGAUUCCACAACAGCGCCUCAGUUUGUGUUUCGCUUGACAACAACAACAAAUAUUAUCGCCCAACCACCACUACUACUUCCACAAACGCCGCUAAAUAAUCAUAAUCAUGCCAACAAUGAUAAUCGCUGCUAUAUUUAAGAAUCUGAUAUAGUUCCGUUUACACUUGUUCUGGAACCAGUUUUUUAUAAACAAAUUCAAAAAUGUUUCAUGGGUGAAUUCCAAGAUUAACA